Messenger RNA from Tribolium madens (black flour beetle), 1698 nucleotides. Its product is annotated as glycylpeptide N-tetradecanoyltransferase 1. Gene Ontology annotation, cellular component: cytoplasm. The transcript has 4 exons. Gene Ontology annotation, biological process: N-terminal peptidyl-glycine N-myristoylation. The record is from RefSeq and is a predicted model, not a curated record. Bases 201 to 1613 code for a protein of 470 amino acids. Lineage: Eukaryota; Metazoa; Arthropoda; Insecta; Coleoptera; Tenebrionidae. Gene Ontology annotation, molecular function: glycylpeptide N-tetradecanoyltransferase activity.
GUUUAGUGAUUUUGGGUGUUGCUGUUGGCACCGUUGACUUGCCCAAUAAACGUUUUUAACCCAAUAUCGUGUACAAAAUCAAUUGUAAUUAGGUUUUACAUUAAUUUAUUUCACUCAAAUCGUUUUUAUCUGUAUAAAAGUGGUCGUUUUAUCAAUUUUUAUCUUUAUUGGUCUUUUUUGUCAUUUUGUCACCUGUCAUCAUGUCUGACAAGAGUGGUGCGAAGGAUUCGCCGGACGACAAGCCCCAAAUCGACGGAAACAUGGAAGGCAAUUCCCAAACAAAAAGCUCAAAAAAACGCAACAAGAAGAAACACCAAGAAACCAAACCGGAAAAUGAAGCCGAACUUUUAUCAAAUUUUACCAAACCACUGAACACCAUCUCAAUUCAGGGCUUACGUGCGGCCAUGGAAGCCCUAACCAUGAACCAGAAACCGGCGAAAACCCCCGAAGAAGCCCUAACCAAGUCGUACCAGUUUUGGAACACCCAACCUGUGCCUAAAAUGGAUGAGAAAAUCACGGUGAAUGAAGCGAUUGAGCCCGAUCGAGAUGUCUCGGAGAUCAGGGCGGAGCCCUACAGCCUCCCGGACGGCUUCACCUGGGACACUCUCAACCUGGAUGAGCCCCUCGUCCUCAAAGAACUCUACACGUUGCUCAAUGAGAACUACGUGGAGGACGACGACUGCAUGUUUCGUUUCGACUACCAACCGGAGUUUCUCAAGUGGGCGCUACAGCCCCCCGGGUGGCGCAAAGACUGGCAUUGUGGGGUCCGUGUGGUCAAGAGUGGGCGUCUCGUCGGUUUCAUUUCCGCCAUUCCCGCAACGUUGAAAAUCUACGAAAAGAUGCAGAAAAUGGUCGAGAUCAAUUUCCUCUGCGUGCAUAAAAGAUUGCGCUCGAAACGAGUCGCUCCGGUUUUAAUCCGGGAGAUUACACGACGGGUGCACCUCACCGGACUUUUCCAGGCGGUUUACACCGCCGGAAUCGUCCUACCGAAGCCGGUGGGGACGUGUCGGUAUUGGCACAGGUCUCUCAACCCCAAGAAACUAAUCGAAGUGAAAUUUUCACACUUGUCGCGAAACAUGACUAUGCAAAGGACUCUCAAACUUUACAAACUCCCGGAAAGUCCAAGAACUCCGGGAUUUAGGAAAAUGACGGAGGCGGAUGUGCCCCAAACACACAAACUUUUAACUCAAUACUUGAGAAAAUUCGAUUUGUCGCCGGUUUUCACCGAGGAGGAUUUCAUCCAUUGGUUCCUCCCUCGACCCGACAUCGUUGAGAGUUUCGUGGUGGAGAAGGAGGGCAAAGUGACGGAUUUCGUCAGUUAUUACACUUUGCCCUCCACAGUGAUGCAUCAUCCGGUUCAUACAAGUUUAAAGGCGGCUUAUUCGUUUUAUAACGUGUCGGGGGAAACCCCCUGGGUGGAUUUGAUGAAUGAUGCGUUAAUUUCGGCCAAACAGUUGAAUUUCGACGUUUUCAACGCCUUGGAUCUGAUGGAUAAUCGCGAGUUUUUGGAGACGCUCAAAUUUGGGAUUGGGGAUGGCAAUUUGCAAUAUUAUUUGUACAAUUGGAAGUGUCCAAGUAUGGCACCGCAUCGAAUGGGUCUAGUCUUGCAAUAAAUUUAAGAUUUAAAAGUGAAAAGAGUUUUUUUUCCGGUGGGCGAAGCACGAUUUGUUCUUUAGUUGAAUAAAAAUGUACAAGAUU